AUGGAAAAUAGAUAUAAUAUAUUCAACGAUACACCUCGAGGAGAUCAUUGGAUAGGAGCCAGUCCGGGGAGGACUCGUUCUCAACGAUCAACCUCACCUUCACAAUCGGAAGCUACGAUACGUUCGCGACUGUUCACACCUGAGACAUAUAAUGACGAGAAACAACGCAAUAAGGAUGCCUAUACAACCGAGAAGAAAUUCCCUACUAAAGAUCUUUUAUACAAUAAAGAUACUAACAUAGACGUUAGUAAACUUCCACUUAUAUCAACCGAAGUGAUUGAAGUCUCCAAACAAAGAUCAUUGACUGUUUUGUUUUUUGUUCUAAUUCAGUGCUACAAAUUAUAUGAUUUGAUAUUAUUAAAAUCCAACCUACCUGUUACAGGCUUAUUGUUCAAGAACUCACGUUUUAACUUCGUUACUAAAUAUAUUGUUAUUGACUCGUUAUUUUUUUUCAUCUUGCCUAACUUCAAUAUUCCAAAGUUGACGUUUAGGAAAUGGAUUGUAUAUUUACAAGUAAUUAUAAUGGCCUCAAUAACAAUUUUCCUCUCCACAGAACAUGAAUUUAUCUUUAUCUCAUUAAUUAUUGCUAAUUGGAGGAAACUAUAUGCAAAGGAAUUGAGUGUGACAGGAUCCUCAGUGAACCACCAUCGGUUAAUAGAUUCAUCGACACAUUUUAAAGGUGCAUUAACUAUCAAGAUCCUACCUGAGAAUACGGCUAUGUUGAAUCCUUUACAUGAUUCUUUUUGUCUCCCUAUGGACACGUCAUUAAUGCCCAUCAGUUCUGUUAACGUGCCAAUUAGACUAAAUUCUACAUCGGAAAUCAAACUAAUUCAAUUGGAAUACAGAGAUUUAUACUCUAAUAUGAUUGAAUUGAGAAAUUUAACAAGAAAUGAUUUUGCUACCAUUGAUGAUCCCACAACACUAAUUUCCAAGGAUAAGAACUUACUAUUGUCUGAUUCUGAUAAAGGUACUACUAUUCGCUAUUUGAAUUUACCUUUAAAUGACAUUGGGUUUUAUCAAAUCAAAAAAAUUAUUGAUUCCAAGGGCUUAUCUUUAAAGAUAUUCAAGUCGCAUUUGAUUGUCCCACAUUGUCCAAUUGCAUCAGUUUCCGGUGAUACAAUCAAGGAUAAAUGUGUUGGUGAUUCUGAUGCUAUUAUUAUUGAAUUGCAAGGUGUUCCUCCAAUGACCCUGGAAUACUCGAAACUAAUUAAUGAUCAAAAGUCAACUUUCACAGAUUCUAACUUGCAACCUGAAUAUUUCCAUUCACCAUUGCAAGGAAAUACAAAGAAAUCUGUGUUUACCAACUCAGAAAUUUCUGAUCUACAAUGGGGACGUAGCCAUCCAGUUAAAAUUGAUCUAAAAUCCCUAAUUAAAGUGCAAGGACAAUAUACUUACAAAGUCGACAAAUUAAUCGAUAGUUUAGGAAAUGUGAUGGAUUUUUCGGCAUUAUCAGAGGAACUUUUGACCAAAUUUGAAGUUGCUUAUAAGUUUUAUUCUCAUGGAAUCCCAAAAGCAUCACUGAGGGAUGACUUUGAUGCCAAAUCUCCUACUAAGAGAUCCAUCAUUAUCGAUUUCGAAAAUUCGAAUGAUUGGAAGAACGAUAUUCCCUACGAAGCAGCUCUCGCCUUCACAAACUCCCAAGGUAAGAAGGAGGUCUUGAAGAACGUUAGCACAAAUUCCUUGUCUUAUAAGUUUGCAGCUGAAUUACCUGGUGCUUACCAUUUGGAAAACGUAAACUCUAAUUUCUGUCCAGGUGUUGUUGUUGGUAAGACAGAUGUUUUAGUAACAAAGCAGAUUCCACCAACCUUAGAAGUUAAGUCUUCCCCUAUCAUUGACCAAUGUGUGGGACAAGUCGGAUUAAACUUUGCAUUGAAUUUUAAUGGUGUUCCGCCAUAUUAUUAUGUGGCUAAGAUUUAUAAAAUUGAUUCAGAAAAUAAAAAGGAGAAAAAACUUUAUGACACUAAGAGGUUUACAUCCAACGGAGCAAGAAACCAGUAUAAUUUCAACCCGACUUCAGAAGGUGAUUAUGAAAUUGUUUUUGACCAAUUAUCUAACAAUUUAUUUAGAGAACCAAUAUCUUUGCAACCCUCCGAGGAUUACACAUUCAGAACAUCAAUGAGGGUGAAACCAAGUGCAUCCGUGAAGCUAAGAAAUCAAAUUGAGUUAUGUUUAGGUGAUCAAACUGAUAUCCCAAUUGUUUUUAAGGGAGAAGCACCAUUCACCCUAAGUUAUGAUAUCCUAGAAACGUCAUCUAACAGGAAAACUGAGUUUAAACUGGACAAUAUUAUGUCCAAUGAAUAUAAAAUUAAAACGUCUUCAUUCAAUGUCGGUGGAGAUUAUAUUUUAUCUCUAGUUUCAGUGAAAGAUGCUUCCGGUUGUUCAGUUGGUUUGAGUGAACCUGAUGCAAGGAUUAAAGUUAGAAGAGAUAUUCCAUCAGCAUCGUUUAAUUUAUUUGAAAAUGUAAAUGAAGUUGAAAUUAAACAAGGUUCUACUGCAGAAAUUCCAAUUAAGCUAGCUGGUGAAGGUCCAUUCUUGUUGUCCUAUGAACAUUUGGAUUUUGAUGGCAAUUUUAUCGGGAAGCAUGAAACAUCCUUUCCUUCAAACUAUAAACCUGUAUUACAAGUUCGUAAAGAAGGUCUAUAUAAGUUGACAGGAAUGAAAGAUUCGAGCUGUAAAGGUAGCAUACAAAGUGACGACAGUUAUUUCAAGGUUACGUUCUUAGGAAAGCCUUCAUUUGUUGUUCAAGAAAAUAAUAAGGUUAGUAAGUUGUCAAAAUUUACUUUCCAAAAAGAAGAAGUCUGUCAAGAUACUGAAACUGUAGUCGAUUUAGCACUAUCUGGAUCGCCACCUUUUAUACUAAAAUAUGAUAUUCUAUCUCCAAGCGGCGAAUUAUUUACCAACAAGAUCCAAGUUGCUACUAAAUAUGCUACUUUGAAAUUUCCUAACAUGGAACCAGGUGAAUACAUUGCUACUAUUAAGGGAUUGUAUGAUGCAAAUUACAACGAAGAAGAUAUGAAAACAACAAACUAUCUUGGAUUAGAUGUUAUUGUUAAACAAUAUGUACAUGCAUUGCCACAGGUUUUGUUCAAUGAACAAGGGAAGAUGUAUAGAGCGUGUUCAACCAAUACUGAUGAUAUAGCACUAUUGGAGCCAAUAGGAUUGAAUUUCCCACGUGGACAAGGCCCAUUUUCAUUGACAUUUAGUAUAUACCAUGAAAGUACGAGUAGGGCAGAUCAGGUAACAUUGGAUGAAGUCACAGAAAGUAAUUUCCCCUUCCAAAAGUUAUAUGAGAAUCUCAAAUUAGGAAACCAUCAAGUGGUACUCGAAAAAGUAGUCGAUUCAAACGGAUGUGUAAAUGAUCUAAUUGGUGCAGAAGGAAACCAGGUUUCCAUUUCAAUUACUGAUGCUCCAAAAAUGCACUUACUGGAACCAACCGCGGCUUAUUGUGUUGGUGAUUAUGUUACAUAUCAAUUGAAUGGGGUUGCACCAUUUACUAUAAGAUAUGAAUUCAAUGGAGUUCAAUUGAGAUCAAAAGAGCAUAGUUCUCAGUUUGUCAGAUUAGCUUCAGAAGCUGGUACAAUCAUGAUAAACUCAUUGCAAGAUUCGACAUCUCUAUGCAUGGUUAACUUUACGAAGUCGGGCAUGGAAACAGAGUUUCAAAAACUGCAACUAGAUAUCCAUCCUAUUCCAUCGGUUACCGUUUCACAAGGUGAUUAUCAAAUAGAGGAUAUUCAUGAAGGUGACCAAGCUGAGGUGGUAUUUAGCUUUGAAGGUACACCUCCAUUUUCUCUGACUUAUGUAAGAACCGAGGAUAAAGACGGCAAUGGUUCUAAGAAAAGAUCACGGGUGGUAGAAACCCAUAAGGUGACAGAUAUCUAUGACUAUGAGUAUAGAGUUGCUACAUCUCUCCAGGGGACUUACGAGGCAAUUGAAGUAUCAGAUGCUUUCUGUUUCGCCAAAAAUGAUGCAUUUUUCACCACUUAA
Naumovozyma castellii is the source of this 3984-nucleotide messenger RNA. It is a transcript of the gene POM152, whose product is annotated as Pom152p. NCBI's taxonomy places the organism in Eukaryota, Fungi, Ascomycota, Saccharomycetes, Saccharomycetales, Saccharomycetaceae. The transcript has a single exon. The record is from RefSeq and is a predicted model, not a curated record. Bases 1 to 3984 code for a protein of 1327 amino acids.